Hyaena hyaena (striped hyena) is the source of this 4393-nucleotide messenger RNA. It is a transcript of the gene MBNL3, whose product is annotated as muscleblind like splicing regulator 3. The record is from RefSeq and is a predicted model, not a curated record. Lineage: Eukaryota; Metazoa; Chordata; Mammalia; Carnivora; Hyaenidae. The transcript has 9 exons. Gene Ontology annotation, molecular function: metal ion binding. The coding region runs from base 30 to 1139 and encodes 369 amino acids.
GUGCCCUUGAUUUUAACGUUGCUCUCAAUAUGACGGCUGUCAAUGUCACCCUGGUUCGUGACACCAAGUGGCUGACUUUAGAAGUCUGCCGAGAAUUUCAGAGAGGAACCUGCUCUCGAGCUGAUGCAGACUGCAAGUUUGCCCAUCCGCCAAGAGUUUGCCACGUGGAAAAUGGUCGUGUGGUGGCAUGUUUUGAUUCUUUAAAGGGUCGGUGUGCUAGAGAGAACUGCAAGUACCUCCACCCUCCUCCACACCUAAAAACGCAGCUGGAAAUUAAUGGACGGAACAAUCUGAUUCAACAAAAGACUGCCGCAGCCAUGUUCGCCCAGCAAAUGCAGUUUAUGCUCCAGAAUGCUCAGAUGGCAUCACUUACUUCUUUUCCUGUGAAUCCACCACUUGCAGCUAAUCCUGCCAUGGCUUUCAAUCCUUACUUACCUCAUCCUGGGAUGGGCCUGCUUCCUGCUGAACUUUUACCGAAUGCACCUGUUCUGAUUUCUGGAAACCCGCCUCUCGCAUUGCCAGGAGCUGCUGGUCCCAAACCGAUGCGCUCAGAUAAACUGGAGGUUUGCCGAGAAUUUCAGCGUGGAAACUGUACCCGUGGUGAGAAUGACUGCCGCUACGCUCACCCUACAGAUGUGUCCAUGAUCGAGGCAAGCGAUAAUACGGUGACCAUCUGCAUGGAUUACAUCAAAGGGCGAUGCUCCCGGGAGAAAUGCAAGUACUUUCAUCCACCUGCUCACUUGCAAGCCAAACUCAGGGCAGCUCAUCACCAGAUGAACCAUUCAGCUGCCUCCGCAAUGGCCCUUCAGCCUGGUGCACUUCAACUGAUACCAAAGAGAUCGGCGCUUGAAAAGACCAAUGGUGCCACUCCGGUAUUUAACCCCAGUGUUUUCCACUGCCAGCAGGCUCUGGCUGGCCUGCAGCUCCAGCCACCGGCAUAUAUCCCUGCAGGGCCCAUAAUGUGCAUGGCACCCGCUUCAAGUGUUGUGCCCAUGAUGCACGGUGCAACACCUACCACUGUGUCUGCAGCAACACCACCUGCCACCAGCGUUCCCUUCGCUGCAACAGCCGCAGGCAAUCAGAUACCCCCAUUAUCAAUAGAUGAACUGAAUAGCAGCAUGUUUGUUUCACAGAUGUAGAAGUUACCAGUAGAACAUCGAAAUUCUGAACAACAGAGUUACGGAGUAUCAGGAUCUCUCCAUGAGAACCUCCAUAUGGCCUUUCUAUAUAUAUUCUCACAGGUCUUCUACCAAUACAACAAUAAGUGUGGUGCAGUCAAUAUAUUAAACAAAACACACAUCCCAACCACCAAAUUCAAACAAAAUAAUAAAACAUUAAUCAGUGGAGAUGUUAAAUCACAAAUAGAAAAUGAAUAACUAUCAUUUAUUUAUCUGAAUUAUUAGGUAGAACAUGACCGUAAUGUUUUGUACUUUGUUGCAUUAUUCUUUGUGAUUUUCCAAUAACAAAUACGCUGAGUGAAUCUCUACAGUGGACUGUUGGCUUACUGCGCAUUCUUGGUGGAUAAAUGUUCAUCUGUUUUGAAGUGUUACCUUACUGUUUUGUUUACACAAUAGUCUAUUGGGUUGAUUUAGAAUGUAACAAAUGUAUCCAAUACCAUUUUCCCCAAUAUUGUAUUGAAUUGUAUUGUGGUGUGGUAUGAUGUGAUGUGUUGUGUUGUGUUGUGUUAGUUAGGUUUUUACAUACUAUUGUAUUUUCCUCUAGAUGUGUGGUGUUUGAUUUCAACGAAAAAAUUACUAACGGGAAACAGAAAUAUCUGUGUUUGAAAAACAUGACAGAUUAAUAUUAAUAUGCUUUCUCUCUCUUUAGAACAUUUCUGUAGGUUUCUUGGGGCAGACUUUUAAAAGGCCUCAAUUCUGAGUGUGCGCAAAACCUGUUCAUAAACAUGCAUGUGUAUAAUUUGUACCUGCAGAUUUGACCUUGCAUAAUACAAUCACGCGACUAGUUUUUUUGCGAGAGAGAAAUAAUUACCUGCGUAAAACAGGGAACUUCUUGAAAUAUGAAGCUCUAACCUCACUCCUUAAGAAGCUUGCAAAAUUACAAUUUACAUGUAAAUGAAUUUCUCCACAUCUAUCCUAAAAAAUUAUAUAAAGUGCCCAUUACUUUUUUGUGUGUGUGUGUGGUUCAAGGGUCCUGUCUCCUAGGUUGAACAUCUAAAGCUGAGCCAUUUGUCAAGUUCACCUCGAAAUUGGUAGUUGGAGGCUUAAAAGUACACCAAUUGUAGUAGAAAUGGGGGCAUGGAGAUAGUUUUUACAUACAUUUCGGAGGAAAGUGUGUAAAAAUCAUUGUAACGUAACCUUUUACACAAGUGCCAUUCUCUGAAUACAAAUGGCUCAUGUUCUUUAGACUCGUCUUUUUGAAUAAUAAGUAAGAUGCAAUCUCGCAAAAGUCAGGGUGAUUGAGAAUUGAUUCGAAGUGAGGCUUUUGUCCCCCAAAUGGACAAUCUUCCAACCGAUCACAGUUGGAGCCUGAGUAUAGGUUUGAAGAAAUGGCAGGGUGGUAAGGGGGAGGGUAGGAAGGCAUUUAAAAUUAUUCUCUGAUUUAGUUAAAACUUCUAGGAGAGCUGUCCACAAUUGUCUUUAGCUUCCAUUUGACUGAAUUUCUAGUUCUGCUGAACACUUCAGUGAGGGAGCAGGCGUCUAUGCCAAGUGCUGCCCUUCCCAGACGUGAUUGACAAGUCUCUCCUUUCGUAACCAAGCCAUUUCUUUGUUUCUUUGUUGAGAUCCAUUUGUUUUUAUAUGUAUUUGAAAAGCAUAAUACAGACGUUUUUAGCACCCUUUGGAUGAAACAGACCAGCUGUAUACUCCAUAGAGCUGAGCUGAAUUCACAUUACUAAUAUUUAUGAAAUAAUUUAUAACCAAGUAAAAUAGGAAUUCCUAUGGCAUGUGACAUACCUCCUCCACUGUACUCAGUUAUUAAUGUUACUGUUCUUAUACAGUGCUGAAACCAUAUGAUAUUUCAUUUCUACUUGGAUUUAAAUUUUUCUACUGAACAUUUUUUCUCUCACUAGAAAGCAUGCAAUUCCUUAAAUUUAAUACAUAUAACAGGUUUGUUUUCCUUCAUGAAAAUGACCGGCACAGAGAAAAUUCCGAUUUUCAAAAGCUGGCUAGCAGCAUUUGAAUCACAGAACAAUGAAGUUGGCAAAACGUUCUCACAAUUGAUGAAACUGAGGCCCAGGGCAUGUGACCUGCUCAAAGCUACCUACCUGAUCGGUGGCAGUCAGACCCCGAACCACUCUCCUGACUUUCUGUUGUUCCUCUGUUUCACGUUGUUUGUACUUGGGAACAUUUGAGACCCCAUCCCGAAGCAGAUCAAGGUAGUUCAGAACAAAAGAGCAAAAAUAUCUGUUUGGUAGGUGACAUCCUGUUGUUCUUCAUUCUCAAUCCAAAAAUCCUGAUCAUCGGUAAUUUCAAGACAUUGUCAUCUGUUAACAGUAUUGCCUGGGGUUAGAGAACAAGAGGUGUCCUGACUUUUACCUGUUGAUUCCUUGAACCACUUAAUUUCUGUUUCCCAAAAUCUUAACAUCCUUAGAGAAGAAAGUAGUGUACGCCUUUGUGAAAUGACUUGUGUGUAGAUCCGAGUUUUGUAUAAAUGUGCCAGUCCCUCUCCAGAAGGGCAGAGCUAAUCCCACAAAUCUGGAAAGGAUACACCUGAGCCAGUUGUAUUCCUUAAAGGGGUUAGAAAUGUUUUCAGUGCAGAAUGAACUCUUUUGUGUCGUUCGACCUUUCGCGGCAACGCGCUGUCUCGUUUCACCUUUGAAACUCCUGGCAAAGAUAUACAUAGACAAGAAACCUAGUAAGAGGGUCCGUGAAGGAUAUAUAUUCAGGGUAGUUGUAGAUUUGGUGCCAUAAUAUUUGAUAAUGGCUGGCAUUUUACAAGUUGCUUUGUAAAUGAAUUUAAAGAAAGAAAACUGAAAGCGCUAAAGUUUGUAUCAGAUGUGAAAGAACUUUGACAAAAAAAGCAAUUUUAAGAUAGCACUCUUUAAACUAGUUGUGCAAUGUCUUAUUCAAAUUAUGUUUAUUCAAGAAAAGAAAAGAAGAAAGGAAAGUCAUUAGACUAUAAAUUUGCAGUUCAUAAGCCAAGUCACAAAACUAAUCAGUGACUCUAAAUAACGAUUUACUGGAUGAAUUGUAUAUAUUAAAUUCUAAUCACUUGUGAUUCUUAGUUAACAUUUUAUAAGCUUUGUAUAUGACAAGGGCUUCUAUUCUUAUUUAUCCAAAAUUAUUGUCUUUGUCCGUUUCUCUCAGCCUUUUGCAAAAUUAGGCAAGAGUACUGAAACUUGGAUAAAACAGGUCAGGUAUACAGAAAAAAUAAUCUAGAGGUUAUCUGUUAAGAGGGUUUUAGUAGUAUCAAAAAAAAUUUUUUAAGGCACUAU